Colletotrichum phormii is the source of this 636-nucleotide messenger RNA. RefSeq names its product CFEM domain-containing protein. Bases 1 to 636 code for a protein of 211 amino acids. The transcript is spliced from 2 exons. The record is from RefSeq and is a predicted model, not a curated record. Lineage: Eukaryota; Fungi; Ascomycota; Sordariomycetes; Glomerellales; Glomerellaceae.
AUGUGUCAAGACAUACCAGCAGGGGAAAUUCAUCUAACACAAACAACAGGAUACCAACUCGGCAACGGCCGCGACAUCUGGACCCUCUCCUACGACGAAAUAACCCGCUUCAUGCAAGUCUUCUUCGCCUUUGAAGUAAUCUACACCCUCUCCAUCUCCGCCCUCAAAGCCUCCAUCCUCUUCUUCUACAUCCGCGUCUUCAGCAUGGUCUCCCGCACCUUCUCCCUCAUCCUCUGGUGCACCCAAGCCUUCAACUUCCUAUUCUGCCUCGCCUUCACCGUCGCCAACCUGAACCAGUGCCGUCCCUUCAGCAACGCCUGGGAGGCCUGGGACGGCCGCCACCCGGGGUAUUGUAUUAAUGUCUACGCCAUGUUCAUCGCGCACGCGGCGAUUAAUAUCGCGCUGGAUGUGUGGAUGUUGGGGUUGCCGGUCACGCAGGUGCUGUGGUUGAAUUUGAGAAAGAGGCGAAAGGUUGAGAUUGUGGUUAUGUUUGGGUUGGGUGUUUUUAUCACAAUCGUCAGGGCAAUCCGUCUCCGAGUUCUCCUAAGCCUGGAAGGCUUCCAAGACCCAACCUGUAAGACCCCAUCCUCACAUUGUCUUCUCCCCGUCCCCAUUCAAACCACCUCGCAAUACUAA